GAACUUCAGAAAUUAAUGGCCACCAUUUAUUAAUUAAUAUAUACAAAUCAUUAGGCAAAAUACAAAUCAUUAAGCAAAGAGGAGUUGAUUGAUCCACUGCUAUAUCCAAAGUGCUUCUCCUCUCCGGUGAUCUCGACGACACAUCCUCGAACAGUUUGUCUCAAUCAGCAUUGUUACAGAGACGCACAAGAUGCGAGAGGACGGUGAAGCGUCAGCCAGACAAAAGAACAGCACCAGGAGAGUCCUUUUCUUACUAAACUGCCUCUUACUCUGCCUAGGCACCACUGGUGGCCCUCUCAUAAGUCGCCUCUACUUCCUCCACGGCGGCAAACGCGUCUGGCUAUCCAGCUGGCUCGAAACCGGAGGUUUCCCUGUCUGCCUCGUUCCUCUGUUCAUCUCUUAUAGUCGCAGCCGCCUCUCUCGCCACCCUAAGCCCUUCGUCUUCCUCGACGCGCGCUUGUGUCUCGCAGCUUUUGUCAUCGGUGUUCUCACCGGCCUCGAUGAUUACCUCUACGCUUACGGCUUAGCUCGCCUCCCUGUUUCCACUUCCGCCCUCAUCAUCGCCACCCAGCUGGCUUUCACCGCCGCCUUCGCCUUCCUUCUUGUCAGGCAGAAUUUCACCCCUUUCUCCGUAAACGCCGUCCUCUUGCUCACCGUCGGGGCCGGUGUCUUGGCUCUCCAUUCAUCCGGGGAUCGUCCCCGAGCUGAGUCCACCAAGCAAUAUGUGCUGGGAUUCGUGUUGACGCUGGCGGCAGCGGCCCUGUACGGUUUUUUGUUGCCUUUGAUAGAGCUUAUGUACGGCAAGAGCAGGCAGCGUUUGACCUACACGCUCGUCAUCCAGAUUCAGUUCGUGAUGAGCUUCGGGGCCACUCUGUUCUGUACCGUUGGGAUGCUCGUCAACAACGACUUCAAGGUGAUGGGAAGAGAAGCGAGGGAAUUUGGGCUGGGGGAAACAACAUAUUACGUUGUGCUGGUGUGCAGCGCGAUCAUAUGGCAGUUUUUCUUUGUGGGAGCUAUAGGGGUUAUCUUCUGUGCAUCUUCAAUGCUUUCAGGUAUUAUAAUCGCGGUGAUGCUGCCGGUCACCGAAGUAUUGGCUGUAUUGUUCUACAAGGAGAAUUUCACAGCAGAGAAAGGAAUCAGUCUGGGCCUCUCAAUCUGGGGGUUUGUGUCAUACUUCUAUGGAGAAUAUAAACUGAUCCAGAAAAAGAAGGAAAAUAAUCCCACCCCUCUGGCCGACUUCACUCCAAGUAUUCCUAAUCCAUGAAUUCUGCUGUUAUUUAUUAUUUUCUUGCUUUUCAGUUUUCUUCUUCAAUUAGGUGUGCGACCCUAUAUUGUGAGAACGUAAGACCGGCGUGUUAAUAUUUAUGUAUAUGUGUGUCUCAUAAUAAACAUUUUUCGGCGCAUGUAUAUAUACAUAUACAUAUAUAUAGGAUGAUACUCCAAUAUUUUCUUCAAAUCCUAAA
Messenger RNA from Neltuma alba, 1463 nucleotides. RefSeq names its product purine permease 1. Gene Ontology annotation, molecular function: purine nucleoside transmembrane transporter activity. The transcript is spliced from 2 exons. Gene Ontology annotation, cellular component: membrane. The record is from RefSeq and is a predicted model, not a curated record. Bases 191 to 1264 code for a protein of 357 amino acids. NCBI's taxonomy places the organism in Eukaryota, Viridiplantae, Streptophyta, Magnoliopsida, Fabales, Fabaceae.